Thalassophryne amazonica is the source of this 657-nucleotide messenger RNA. RefSeq lists its product as uncharacterized. The annotation marks the transcript as partial. The record is from RefSeq and is a predicted model, not a curated record. The transcript has 4 exons. NCBI's taxonomy places the organism in Eukaryota, Metazoa, Chordata, Actinopteri, Batrachoidiformes, Batrachoididae.
AUGGCUAAUCCACCUCUGAUGCUUGGCCUGCACGCCAGCCUCGGUGACUGGCUCCUAGAGUUUCUGACUGGUAGGCACCAGUCUGUCAGGAUUGGUCAUAGGACUUCAGACAGCAUUACUACAAACACAGGAACUCCACAGGGAUGUGUUCUCAGCCCCAUCCUAACACUAACCUCCCACAAGGACAUCAUCAUCCUAAAGAUCACAGACGACCACUGGCAGGACGACGCAGUCUACAGGAUGGAGGUGGACAGUCUGGUCUCAUGGUGGACGACCCUCUGUCACUGCUCCUGUUCUCCUGCAAAUCGAGGCACCGGCUGGCACCACAAAGUGCACCAAUGGCCAACUUCUGUGCACACUGGGCGCCAGCACAAGUUGGUCAUUCCUGCUGAGGUCCCAGACAAGAAGUUCGUUCUUGUUGUUGGGGCAUCCCAUCUGCGCUCCCUUGCAGAUGGGAUUGUGCUGGUGCCAGAAGAUCACUACAGCUUUGGCUUCAUGUCGACUCCAGGGGCGUGCGCGGAUCACCUUAGGACUGAAGUUGUUCACGCUGUUCUUCCUCGGACCCCUGAUGCUGUUUGUCUCAUUGCCCCUGGAAACAACCUGACGGCCAGCACCACGCCCAAGCACGGGGGCGCAGUGUUUCACUGCUACCUGGUG